Fonsecaea erecta is the source of this 753-nucleotide messenger RNA. RefSeq lists its product as hypothetical. The coding region runs from base 1 to 753 and encodes 250 amino acids. The record is from RefSeq and is a predicted model, not a curated record. Lineage: Eukaryota; Fungi; Ascomycota; Eurotiomycetes; Chaetothyriales; Herpotrichiellaceae. The transcript is spliced from 3 exons.
AUGUCGGACAUUGAGGAGGUCGACCGCCUAAUCGACUUCGGGGUCAGCAGCAACGCGACGAGCAAGGGCGAGGACGAUAACGAGGGCGAGGUCGGGAUCGGGCGGUCGAACAAGGUCAUAGAGCUGAUGGAGGCCAUAGAGCUCGAGAUCGAGCGUCUAAAGGCCGACGGACCCGCGGAGAGGCAUAGGAACAUUGCGAGGUUGCCGGAUCCGGACGCGUUGAGGCACACCAAGUCACCGGCGUUCAGCCUGAGGAGGGCGAACACGGACACGGCCAGGGACGAGGACACCGAGUCGUUCAGCACAGUGAGUAGGCACCAAGAGCGAGUCGUCGAACAGGAUCAGGGAGAUGGAGGCGUCCGGCGACAUAAACAGGAACCCCAACGCGGCCGUGCCUUCGAUGUCGUCGCCGACGGUGUUGAAGACCAACUCCGCGACGGUGAACAGGGGCUAGAGCAACAAGAUGACCCUAAGUACAUCCAGGUCAAGGGCGAGACCGGGCACAUCAUCGACGAGGUGGCCCUAAUGAAGGUCUACAACGCCAUCGUGCCCGAGUUAUACAGCAGGAUCAUGUUCGGGGGCCUGCCAGCGGUCCAGAGCCAGGAGGCGAUACUACUCUCGCAGAUGUUCUCGAGGACGAACAAGAACGACGUCCUGAUGACUACCGCGAAGUCGUGGUGGAAGUUGUCCCAGCACUCGGAAGGGCACCAGUGCGUGUCCGCCACCCCGGGCAGGUGUAUGAUCUCGGCGUAG